Molecule: messenger RNA, 1009 nt
Organism: Drosophila innubila
Lineage: Eukaryota; Metazoa; Arthropoda; Insecta; Diptera; Drosophilidae
Gene: cyp33
Product: peptidyl-prolyl cis-trans isomerase E
Exons: 4
Coding region: 78-986 (302 amino acids)
Biological process (GO): protein folding; protein peptidyl-prolyl isomerization
Cellular component (GO): intracellular membrane-bounded organelle
Molecular function (GO): peptidyl-prolyl cis-trans isomerase activity; RNA binding
Source: RefSeq, a predicted model, not a curated record
UCAAAGUGAAAUCAACUCUGCCUUCAGCUGGCGGAUUUUGUUUAUAAAAUAAUUGUAGCAUAAACGUUUAGUUAAUAAUGUCGAAUGAUAAGCGCACCGUUUAUGUAGGUGGAUUAACCGACGAGGUUACGGAAAGAUUGUUGAACAAUGCGUUUAUACCGUUUGGUGAUAUAGCGGAUAUACAAAUGCCGGUGGAUUACGAGUCACAAAAACAUCGUGGAUUCGCAUUCAUUGAGUACGAGAAUUACGAAGAUGCCGCCUCUGCCAUUGAUAACAUGAACGACUCGGAGCUGUGUGGACGCACGAUCCGAGUGAACUUGGCCAAACCGGUGCGCGUCAAGGAAGACAGCUUCAAACCCGUGUGGGCAGAUGAUGACUGGCUGCAGAAGCACGCCGGUGCCACAUUACCAGCGGACGCGGAGGCAGAAGGGGAAAAGGAAAAAGUGGAAACACCAUCAACGGGACCAGCAGUAAUUGAGAAGUCAGAGAAGCGGAAUCCACAGGUGUUCUUUGAUAUACGAAUUGGUGGCAAUGAUGCCGGACGCAUUGUCAUGCUUCUGCGUGCCGACGUGGUGCCCAAGACCGCCGAGAACUUUCGCCAGCUGUGCACACACGAGCAGGGUUAUGGCUACAAGGGCUGCACCUUUCACCGCAUCAUUCCAGAAUUUAUGUGCCAAGGCGGAGACUUUACAAAUAACAACGGCACAGGUGGCAAAUCCAUCUAUGGAAAAAAGUUUGACGACGAGAACUUUAGCCUAAAACACAACAGUUUCGGUACUCUGUCCAUGGCAAAUUCAGGUUCCAACACGAAUGGCUCACAGUUCUUCAUAUGCACCACAAAAACCGACUGGUUGGACAACAAGCAUGUGGUCUUUGGACAUGUCAUCAGCGGCGCAGACGUUGUGCGAAAAAUGGAACGUUGCGGCAACAAAUCUGGAACCCCUUCACAAAAAAUCAUUAUUUAUGCUUGCGGCGAACUGAAAUAAAAUAAUUUUAAACCCAAAGUAAA